AUGGGUUCUUUCGAGCUAGUCUCUUCGUUCGAAGUGGAUUAUGCGCCCGUUUCGGUCAAAAAGUGGAAGUCUUCCAGGACUGGGCUUGAGUUAUGUUUGAUCGACCAAGAGUGCCCGAUAGUCAACGGAUGGUUUGCCGUUGCGACUGAAAUAUUUAACGACAGCGGAUGUCCACAUACCCUGGAGCACCUUGUGUUCAUGGGAUCAAAGAAAUACCCAUACAAAGGACUGCUAGAUGUGUUAGGUAACUUGUCUUUUAGUUCGACGAACGCAUGGACUAGUACAGACCAGACUGUUUACACAUUAACCACUGCUGGUUGGGAAGGUUUCAAAAUGCUUCUGCCAGCAUACUUGGAUCAUGUGUUGCACCCCACUUUGACUGAUGAAGCAUGUUACACAGAAGUCUAUCAUGUUGAUAGUGAGGGAAAAGAAAAAGGUGUGGUUUACUCCGAAAUGGAGGCCAUUGAGAGUCAAUCUUAUUUUGUCACAGAAUUGGAGAAGCAAAGAACGCUGUACCCGAAAUCUGGAUAUAAAUCCGAAACAGGUGGACUUCUGAAAAAUCUACGUGUUCUGACAAACGAUGAAAUCAGAAAGUUCCAUGCUGACAACUACCGUCCGGAUAAUCUGUGUGUGAUUCUUGCUGGUACUGUUGAUGAAAACGAGUUGCUUGAGUGUCUUGAAAAUUUUGAUGCUGAGCUACCGGAAAGAUCAGCAGGCAACAAGAGACCGUUUGUUGACUCGGAGCAAGACGAACCAUUGAAAUCAAGCAUUGUGAAGACCGUUUAUUUCCCAGACGAAGACGAGUCUUCAGGAUCCUUAUCCUUAGCAUAUUGCGGUCCAAAAGGUGUUGAUUUGGUCUCGUGCCUGGCUGUUGAGGUUCUUGGAAAAUACCUGACUUUUUCCUCCGUCUCGCUCUUUAACAAAUACUUUAUUGAAGUUCAAGACCCGCUCGCCACAUACACAUCCUUUUACACCGACGACUAUAUUCAAACGACCAUGAAUAUUGAAUUUUCCAACGUCCCGGUCGACAAAUUAGACGAUUUCCCUUCAAAAAUUACAAAGCUGCUUCAGGAUCAUGCAAAAGAGCUAGAUCUCGAACGUAUCAAAGAUAUCAUUGAUCAAACAAAAUGGGACCUUAUUUACGAAGCUGAAAGCAGCUCUGAAAUGUUUUCGACAUCGUUAAUUUUCCAGUUUUUGUACGGUGACAAAUCUAGCAAAGACUUACCUGCCUACUUGAAGAAUCUUGAUGAUUACGAAGAAUUACUGUCGUGGGAUCUGGAGAAGUGGACAGAAUUAUUCAAGAAGUAUUUUGCGGAAAACCCUUCAUUGACCAUUCUUACCAAACCAUCGGCUGAGCUUUACAGGUCUACCAAGAAAGAGAACAAGCACAUGAUUAAAGAUAGAAAAGCCGAAUUGGGUAAAGACGGAUUAGCCAAACUUGGUGAAAAGUUAGAGGCAGCCAAGAAGAAGAACGAUGCACCUAUUCCAGACCAAAUUUUAGAGUCCUUUGGACAGCCCGACCCUGCAAAGAUCAAUUUCAUCUCGACUGAAUCUAUUGCAACCGGUACAAACAAAGAUGUUGUGAACGACCUUACUUUGGAUUCCACAAAGAAGAUUUUGGCAGAUACUGCACCAGAGUUCCCAUUAUACGUUCAUUUCGAGAACAUCAAGUCAAACUUUGUGACAAUCGACUUGCUGUGUUCCACUUUCGAGAUCGAUAAAGAUCUCUUGAAGUACAUCCACAUAUUUGAUACGCUAUUCAGUUUACCAAUCGAGGAAGACGGUAAGGUUAUUCCCUACGAAGACGUUGUGAAGCAGCUUCAAAGAGAUACAGUGCUAGCUACCGUCUCAACUUCGUUUGAGUACAAUUUCGACGAACUCCUUACUUUCCGUAUUAUUGCGAGAUCUGAGAAUUAUGAGAAGUCAAUCAACUGGUUCACCAGACUGCUUUUCAAUACCAAGUUUACCAAAGACAGAGUCAAGGUUGCUGUUGAAAGAGUUGUGAACGCUUUACCGGAACAGAACCGUUCUGGAUCGUUUAUGUUGAAGACUAUAUUUAGCAAACACAUGCUGAGUGAAAGGUCUAUCGCGAGAGCUGGGCGUCCGUUCAUUGAAGAGGACUUUUUGAGAGGCUUGUUGGAGAAAAUUGAUACAGAUUUCGACUCUGUGGUUGGACCAUUAGAGAAAUUCCGUCAACAAUUGCUGAAGCUGAACAAUUUCCGUGUGCUUGUUGUUGGAGAUGUUUCUAAGCUUGAGCAUCCUGUUUCGCAAUGGGAGAAGUUCAUAUCCGUUCAAAAGAGCACAAAUGAAGAUAUCACCAUGAUCCCAUAUACAUCCAAGGUUCUCUCCAAGGAUGGACAAGAAAAGUCUGACAAAUGCUACAUGGUGACUACUCCUGGAUCGUCAUCCAGUUUCAUGAGCUUGAUCACAAAGAUUCCAUUAGAUGUCAACUCUCCAGAUGCUGCGAAAAUCAUCCUUGCAGCAGAAUUCCUCGAGUGUGUUGAAGGACCUUUCUGGAGAGGUAUUCGUGGUACUGGAUUGGCUUAUGGUGCCAACAUUUACAAGUCAGACGAGUUUGGUUUCUUGUCGUACGCUAUUUAUCGUGGCGCCGACUUGGAGAAGUGUUUCGAAGUUGGAAAGGAAAUCAUCGAAUCUUAUGCUACCGGAAAGACUCCUAUCGACGAGAAGAUGCUACGAGGGGCUGUUUCUUCUGUCGUUAAUAGUCUUACCGAUAGACAGUCUAACUAUGCUAAGGCUGCAUGGAGGAAGUACUAUGAUGAUGUCUUAAUCAAGCGUGGGCCAAACUACAACCAAAAGCUGAUGAAAGCUUUGGCAGCUGUUACUGCUGAAGACGUGCUUGACAUUUUGAACAGAUAUUUUGUUCAAUUGUUUGAUCCUGCUACAUCUAUGUGUUUCAUCAGUUGCAACCCUACAAAGUCAGAAAAUAUCGAGAAGUUCUUCUUGGGCAAAGGUUACAAGGUUACUGUGGAGCACGUCACAGCAGGAAAUGACGAAGGGGAUAAUGACGACAGCGAAGACGACGAGGAUGAGGAGGAUGAGUCCGACGACGAUUCUGACGAAUCCGACUCCGAGGAAGAAUCUGAUAGUGAAUAA
Molecule: messenger RNA, 3114 nt
Organism: Ogataea philodendri
Lineage: Eukaryota; Fungi; Ascomycota; Pichiomycetes; Pichiales; Pichiaceae
Exons: 1
Coding region: 1-3114 (1037 amino acids)
Molecular function (GO): metal ion binding
Source: RefSeq, a predicted model, not a curated record